Histoplasma capsulatum G186AR is the source of this 339-nucleotide messenger RNA. RefSeq lists its product as uncharacterized. The transcript has 4 exons. The record is from RefSeq and is a predicted model, not a curated record. The coding region runs from base 1 to 339 and encodes 112 amino acids. NCBI's taxonomy places the organism in Eukaryota, Fungi, Ascomycota, Eurotiomycetes, Onygenales, Ajellomycetaceae.
AUGCUGUGGAGUGGGUAUGAGAGGGCAAAGCACGCACGAGCAUUCCCAGUGAUUGCGGGAACAGUUGAGGCAUUCUUUACUGUUUUCUGGAUAGAUGCAACGAAUCUGCUCAAGUGGUUGAGGGAGAGGUCUGCUUUUGUUUGCACCGUGAAUGAGGGACGUGAACAUGCCUUUUUCAUGUUGCAAGCGAGGCAUGCAGAUGUUGCUCGAAGCUGGACCAGGCUGCGGACCGCUUUGCCCAACACCGCUGGCGGCACAUCUGGUUGGGCACUCAUACCGCAAGAUUGUAGCUUAAUUGACAUAACCGGUUACGACAAGAGUGUAGUUAUGGACCAGUGA